AUGGACCGCUCGCCGACGAACGCCGGCCGCGCGCGGCACGGGCUCCUCGGCCGCGUCUCCGGACUCUUCUCCUCGCCGUCACCCAGCCCAUCGUGUGUUGCACUCAAUGGCAAGGCGGUGGUGGCGAAGCUGAAGGAGGAGCUCGAGAAGCAGCGCGAUCUCAAGGAGACGUACAAGGCUCGGCUGGAGAGCACGCAGGCGUAUCUCAGGUUCUGCCUCGAUGUCGCCCAGGAGCACGGCUUCUUGCACCUCAUGUCCAGCUCCAACGGCGACGGCGAGUCGUGCUCCCCUCCCCGCGACGCCCGAGAUGCCGACGACGACGACGACGAAGAGGAUGGUGCAGAAGCACCGGCCUGCGACCCGUACUUCGCCACCACCAGAGACCUCGCCGUGCAGCACGGCUGGUCCGUCUCUCCGGACGAGGUGCCUGCGCCGCCAUGCAUCCGAGCCUAUCUUGUGAUGCUCCGAGCCUCCGACCAUGGAUAGCAGAUCGAGCUGCACGAGAUGAUAGGGGAAGGGUCGACGGCGGAGGUGUACAGGGCGACGUGGAGGGGGCUCGACGUGGCGGUGAAGUGGAUGCGCGCCGAGUUCUUCCUCGCCGACCCGGGCCGCGGCGAGGCGUUCUUCGCGCAGGAGCUCGACGCGCUGUCGCGGCAGCGGCACCCGCACGUGCUGCGGCUGAUGGCCGCGUGCCUGCGGCCCCCGGCGAGCUGCUUCCUCGUGACGGAGCUUCUGGCCGGCGCGACGCUGGCGCGGUGGCUGCACGGGGACGACGGGGGCAGACGGGAGAGGCGGCGCCCGUCCUCGCCGCCGCCGCUGGUGGACAGGGUGAGCAGAGCGCUGGAGAUCGCGCUGGCGAUGCGCUACCUCCACGAGCAGACGCCGACGGUCGUGCACCGCGACCUGAAGCCGAGCAACGUGCUCCUCGACGGCGAUUCGCGCGUGCGUGUCGCCGACUUCGGCCACGCCAGUUCAACAUUUUUAGGGACUUAUGUGUAUAUGGCUCCCGAAAUCAUUCGCUGUGAACCAUACACCGAGAAAUGCGACGUCUACAGCUUCGGCAUCAUACUGAACGAGCUAGUAACCGGGGAGCAUCCGUAUAUAGAUACUGGUUACGGGCCUAGCAAGAUUGCUUUGGAAGUAGCAGAUGGGAAAUUAAGGCCAAAACUUGCAGAAAGAGGCGUGAAUUCUAGCGUCCUGAAUGAUCUCAUCUGUGGAAUGUGGGAUGCUGAGCCUUCAAGAAGGCCUUCAUUUGCCACUAUAACCUCGGCACUCCAAGAAAUCAAGCAGCAGCUUAUGUAACAAAAGAGGACAGAACUAGCGUCUUUAUUUAUUUGAAACUUGGUUGCA
Oryza brachyantha (malo sina) is the source of this 1350-nucleotide messenger RNA. RefSeq names its product serine/threonine-protein kinase EDR1-like. The record is from RefSeq and is a predicted model, not a curated record. NCBI's taxonomy places the organism in Eukaryota, Viridiplantae, Streptophyta, Magnoliopsida, Poales, Poaceae. The transcript has 5 exons. Gene Ontology annotation, biological process: protein phosphorylation. Gene Ontology annotation, molecular function: ATP binding; protein kinase activity.